AUGAGUGACCUAAGCCAAGCCACACACCUACAGCAGAUACUACAGCACCUGCUGAAGGAAGAGGCCUUCGCCAUCAAUGCUCUAGAUGACCUGCCCUUGCAGCUCUUCCCUCCACUCUUCAAGGAGGCCUUCACCGGCAGACACACUAACGUCCUGAGGGCAAUGGUGGCAGCCUGGCCCUUCCACUGCCUCCCCAUGGGGUCCCUGAUGAAUAUCUCCCACACAGACACUUUGAAAGCUGUGCUCGAUGCGCUGGAUUUUCUGGUUACACAGAAGGUUCGUCCCAGGAGGUGGAAACUCCAAGAGCUUGAUUUUCGGAAAGUGCACUCGGACUUCUGGGACGGACAGGCUGGAGGCACAGAGAUCAGCUACAGCCAGCAGGUCCUGAGCCAGGAGCAAACUCAGGCGUCCGAUCCACAGUGCGCUGUGAAGCAGCCCUUGAGGGUGUUAGCUGAUUUUGACCUGUGCGGGGAGCAUCUCAGGAAAGCUGACCAAUACCUGUUGAGGUGGGCCAGGCUGCGGAAAGGCUCGGUGCAGCUGUGCUGCAGGGAGCUGAAGAUCGGAGCAUCCCACGUCUCCACUGUCCUAGAGAUCCUGAGCAUCUUAGACAGAGACCGUGUCCAGGAGUUGGAACGGAAUUCCUGGUGGCAAUGGGGAAUCCAGGCCUGGCUUGCACAUUUCCUCAGACAGCUGGGAAAUUUUCUGGGAAUCUCCAAGACUGUCUUCAGCGGUGACUCGGCUCCACCAGACGUGAAGAGCUGUGUUACCGAGCCGGUUCCACAGUUCUCCAACCCUGACGGUCUCCAGCGUCUCUAUAUGAAUAGCAUCUACUGUCUAAAGGGCAACUUGAAGGCAUUGCUGCGGUGCCUGAAAACCCCCUUGGAGAACCUGUCCAUCACUCACUCCCAGCUCUCGCAGGCCGACUUGAAUCAUCUACCCCUGAGUCUAAACCUACAUCAGCUCAUACACCUGAACCUCAGCGGUGUGGUACUGUCCCAUUUCAGUAUUGAGCCCCUCUGUGUUCUUCUGGAGAGAGUCGCAGCCACUCUGAAGACCCUGGAAUUGGAAGGCUGUAGGAUGAAGGUCUCCCAGCUCAGUGCCCUCCUGCCUGCCUUAAGCCAGUGCACCCAACUCACUAAGAUCGACUUCCACGACAAUGACAGCUCCAUGGCUGUCCUUCGGGACCUUUUCCACCACACAGCAAACCUGAGCCAGCUGGCCCUGGAGCUGUACCCUGCGCCCUGGGAGUGCUUUGAUGACGAGGAUCUUGUCCUCGAAGAUAGACUUGCCAGACUUUGUUCUGAGCUCAUGGAUCUUCUCCGAGCCAUAAGGCAUCCCGGAUCUGUCUGCUUUGCUGCUGGUGCUUGCUUUGUGUGUUAUGACUAG
Alexandromys fortis (reed vole) is the source of this 1386-nucleotide messenger RNA. Its product is annotated as PRAME family member 12-like. The transcript is spliced from 3 exons. Bases 1 to 1386 code for a protein of 461 amino acids. Gene Ontology annotation, cellular component: cytoplasm. Gene Ontology annotation, biological process: negative regulation of cell differentiation; positive regulation of cell population proliferation; negative regulation of apoptotic process. The record is from RefSeq and is a predicted model, not a curated record. Lineage: Eukaryota; Metazoa; Chordata; Mammalia; Rodentia; Cricetidae.